Molecule: messenger RNA, 378 nt
Organism: Rotaria sp. Silwood1
Lineage: Eukaryota; Metazoa; Rotifera; Eurotatoria; Philodinida; Philodinidae
Source: the annotation of a GenBank genome assembly
AUGUUACAGAUUCCAAAACUAUAUGUUGAAACAAUUCUUGAUAUUCAUACAAAAUUCUUGAAAUUUGUAAAAGAAGCUUUUAAUAAUGAACAAGAUUUUACUGUUGCUCUUGAUAAAGCUUGUGCUAAAUUUAUUAAUAAUAAUACAGUAACAAUAGCAGCUGGUAAUACAACAAAAUCACCUGAAUUAUUAGUUCAAUAUUGUAAUACACUUCUACGAAAAGGAAAUAAAACUGUUGAAGAGACAGAUCUCGAAGAAAAAUUCAAUCAAAUUAUGAUGAUUUUUAAUUAUAUUGAAAAUAAAGAUGUAUUUCUAAAAUUUUAUCGUAAAAUGUUUGCUAAACGUUUAGUAGGUCAAUUAUGUGCAUCUGAUGAUUAA